Coniophora puteana RWD-64-598 SS2 is the source of this 828-nucleotide messenger RNA. RefSeq lists its product as uncharacterized. NCBI's taxonomy places the organism in Eukaryota, Fungi, Basidiomycota, Agaricomycetes, Boletales, Coniophoraceae. Bases 1 to 828 code for a protein of 275 amino acids. The record is from RefSeq and is a predicted model, not a curated record. The transcript is spliced from 7 exons.
AUGCCCUCCACCCCACAGCUCGUCUGGGCAUGUAUCCCCUGUACCAGGUUUUUUGGAAGCAAGCGGAAUGCUGAUGAUCACCGCUGUCCAGAUCAGGGCGAGGACCGGUACUUCUGCCUUCAAAUUGAAGGCCCGAAGUACUGCAACGAGUCCACCUGGUAUGAAAAGCAGAUGCGUCGUCACUGGGCGCAAUACCAUGGGAUCACGUUGGUUCAAAGGGGCGAACACUGGGACUUUCGAGAGUCUGCCAGUAUUCUGCAAAUGCGGGAGGAGAGGAUUGACAGAAUUGACAAGCAGGAUCCUUGCUAUGCUCACUUCAGGUCUGCGAGUACAAAAACCAGACCUGUUGAAGGCAGUGACACUUUGCACACCGACGUUCCUAUGAGCAGCGAGGAGACCUCAGAUACAAGUGGUCAACCAGGUGUUGGUCUGGUAAACAACGCAGCUAUUACUGACGUUAAUGUCGGUGCAUCAGAUAUCGAAGAUAUCUCGAUGAUCUCCCAGUGUCUCUCGUCACACGGAAACUUCCAACGUUCUGGAAAUGUGCCUUUCACGAACGAAGAAUUUGCUCUUGAUGGCACGGCUUACUUCAGCAUUGCCUCUACCGGCAGCAAUGACCACAGCCAGUCCGCGGGCCGGGUACCCUUGCAAACUUUGCAACACCGCGACUACGAGUCGAACAAUCAACCGCUCGACGAGCCCUUCGACCUUGCCCGAGCUAACGAGCAACACCCCGGCACCUUCGACAUCCUCGACUACAUGAGGCUUCCAUUCACAGACUACUUCAACGGCGUGGUCGAUCAUCUGGAGUCGGCCGAAGAUACAUGA